Messenger RNA from Linderina pennispora, 1215 nucleotides. RefSeq names its product S-formylglutathione hydrol. The transcript has a single exon. Gene Ontology annotation, biological process: formaldehyde catabolic process. Lineage: Eukaryota; Fungi; Kickxellomycota; Kickxellomycetes; Kickxellales; Kickxellaceae. The record is from RefSeq and is a predicted model, not a curated record. Gene Ontology annotation, molecular function: S-formylglutathione hydrolase activity. The coding region runs from base 1 to 864 and encodes 287 amino acids. Gene Ontology annotation, cellular component: cytosol.
AUGACAGCCCCUGAGCUUGUUUCCAAGAGCCGGUGCUUCCAUGGCGAAGUGCACAAGUACAUGCACCAAUCGACAGCAACGCAAAGCAAAAUGACGUUCAACAUUUACCUUCCGGACGCAGCGCUCACGGGCAAAGAAAAGGUGCCCGUUCUGUACUAUCUCUCGGGCCUCACCUGCAACGAAGACAACAUGAUCACAAAGGGCGGAGCCCUGGCCCACCUGUCCAAGCACCAGAUCGCCCUGGUGACGCCCGACACCAGCCCGCGCAGCUGCGGGAUCCCAGGCGAAUCCGACGACUGGGAGCUGGGCACCGGCGCCGGCUUCUACGUCGACGCCACGCAGGAGAAAUGGUCCAGACACUACAACAUGUACACGUACGUGCAUCAGGAACUGCAGGACCUGGUCAAGGAGCAUUUUGCCGUCGACGCCCUGCGCACGUCGGUGUUUGGGCAUUCGAUGGGCGGGCACGGGGCGCUGAUGUUGGCGCUGAGGAACCCGGGCCAUUACCGCAGUGUCUCGGGCUUUGCGCCCAUCUGCCACCCGUCCACCAGCGAGUGGGGGCGCAAGCAGUUCACCGAGUAUCUGGGCAAGGACGAGGAGCUGUGGGCCCGGUAUGAUGCCACUGAGCUCGUCAAGCAGUACGAGGGCGAAAGGCUGCCGAUUCUGAUCGACCAGGGCGCCGACGACCCGUUCUACAAGUCAAAGCAGCUGCAGCCGUCCCACUUUGUCAUUGCCACCGAGAGCAGCCGCCGCAACGUGGUGCUUGAGAACCGCGUCCAGCCGGGCUACGACCACAGCUAUUGGUUCGUGCAGUCGUUCAUGGAGAGCCACAUCGAGUUCCAUGCCAAGCAUCUCAAGCAGUAAGGGCGGAAAAACAACAAAAAACUGCCAGGUCAUAGUGUUUUUUUUCGGCCAAGGAGCCAGCCGAAUAGCACAAAGCGCCCUGGGACGGGUGGAAAAUCUCUUCAAACUUUCCAGCGCAAUGGCUCCCGUUUGUUUAGAGCCCAACGCUGGGGGGGGGGCGCUCUUCGCUCCUCUUCUUCACUUGUAUCCUCUUCAUACUACUCCAGAGAUAAAAUAACAAAUGGUUCAGAUUAACUCGACUGGUAGGUGAAAUUCCGCAACGUUUGGUUGCUGCAUUUUUUCUUUUAUGCUCACACUCAGUCGGAUGCAUCGCAACCCUUUGUAGAUGCUUUCAUCGUGGGCGGAGCACGC